This is a messenger RNA of Salvelinus namaycush (lake trout), 3200 nucleotides long. Its product is annotated as growth hormone secretagogue receptor type 1-like. Gene Ontology annotation, biological process: hormone-mediated signaling pathway; G protein-coupled receptor signaling pathway. NCBI's taxonomy places the organism in Eukaryota, Metazoa, Chordata, Actinopteri, Salmoniformes, Salmonidae. The coding region runs from base 633 to 1694 and encodes 353 amino acids. The record is from RefSeq and is a predicted model, not a curated record. Gene Ontology annotation, molecular function: growth hormone secretagogue receptor activity. Gene Ontology annotation, cellular component: plasma membrane. The transcript has 3 exons.
UGAGGCUAUAUACAGUAGCGAGGCUAUAACUCAUGCAUGUAAUGUUAACUGACUGAUAUUCUAUGUAUAAGAUCUCCGAAACCUGUGUUAACCUCAGUCCUUAUUUUCUGCGUUUAUCCCAAAACGCUAUUCUUUCCCCAUUUCAUUUCCCCCAUAGGAAUGGCUGAACGAACCAGAGGUUAGAGUGUGUUUAUUAUGUAGUGUUGGUGUGUGUAACACAUUGGUGUAACGGAGUUUUGUGUUGGUGUGUGAUUGCUAACAUCGAGCAAGUCCUUUCCCUACCACAGGAUAGACAUGUUUGUGUUUCAGUGGUGGGAACAAUUCUGUAAUUUUGUGAAAAUGGUACUUCAUCUCCCAGAUUAACUCAAUUGAAAUGGAAUUGAGCCCAAAUCACCUAGAUAUGUUGUUUUAUAUCUCCUAGAUGUGUUUUAUAUCUCCUAGAUGUGUGGUUCAGGACCAUCUCCAGUUAGAAUCCAUCAGCCUACGUCACCCUUUGCUGUAACCUGGGUGAUAUAGACCAUCCACACUUUCUCUCUCUCUCACACGCACACACAGGCACACUUAUACCAUCUCAGCUCAUCUCUCUCUCACACACACCCCAGUCUCUGAGACCCGGGCAUCUCUCUCUGACCAUGGACGUGUCAGCGCUGGGCAGUGGGAGCAGCUGUUCAGAGGAUUGUGUGGUAGGGUCUGGCUGUCUGGAGGACUGUGGGAACCAGAGUGACUGGACUGACUGGGAAUGGGAGAACUUCAGUGGGGCUGAGCUGGUGUGUGUGACAGCCGUGUGUGUGCUGCUGCUGGCCCUGGGCAUCACAGGAAAUAUGUUAACCAUCCUGGUAGUUUGGCUCCGGCCACACCUGAGAAGCACCACCUACCUCUACCUGAGUAGUAUGGCCGUCUCCGACCUCCUCAUACUGCUUCUGAUGCCUUUAGAUCUGCACUACAAGCUGUGGAGGUUCCGGCCCUGGGAUCUGGGUGAUACAGUGUGUAAACUGAGUGUGUUCGUCAGUGAGAGUUGUACCUACUCCUCCAUCCUCCACAUCACCGCCCUUUCUCUGGAGCGCUACCUCGCUGUCUGUCGACCACUCACAGCCAAGACCCUGGUCACACGGACCCGCGUCCGCACUCUCAUUGGCUGCCUGUGGGUUGUGGCCCUGAUCAGCGCCGGGCCGGUGUUUGCUAUGGUAGGGGUAGAGGAGCUGGGGGGAGGUGAGGGGGAGAGCGAGUGUCGCUGUACGGACUACGCCGUCUCCUCAGGCCUGCUGGGGGCCAUGAUGUGGCUCUCCAACCUCUACUUCCUGAUGCCGCUGGGCAUUCUGGGAGUUGUGUAUGGCCUGAUUGGCAGGAAGCUAUGGCUCCGCCCACAACGCAGCAGCCGAGACCGCGCCCAGCGACACACCAUCAAGAUGCUAGGGAUGAUCGUGCUGGCGUUUGUUCUGUGUUGGCUGCCAUUCCACGUUGGUCGGACGUUGUUCUCUGUGACUCUGGGCUCCAGCGCUGAUAUGUACUACAUCUCUCAGUACUUUAACCUCGUCUCCUUUGUGUUGUUCUACCUCAGUGCUGCUGUCAACCCUAUCCUCUACAACACCAUGUCAGCACGCUACCGCCACGCUGUCCGCAGCCUGCUGCGCUCACACCCCCCCUGCUCCCGCCACCCCCCACUCACGCCACAACACUCUACCACCACCCUGUAACUCACACACCCCCCGCUCCCGCCACCCCCCCACUCACGCCACAACACUCUACCACCACUCUGUAACUCACACACCCCCCGCUCCCCCCACUCACGCCACAACACUCUACCACCACCCUGUAACUCACACGCUCCCGCUCCCGCCACCCCCCCACUCACGCCACAACACUCUACCACCACCCUGUAACUCACACGCUCCCGCUCCCGCCACCCCCCACUCACGCCACAACACUCUACCACCACCCUGUAACUCACACACCCCCCGCUCCCCCCACUCACGCCACAACACUCUACCACCACCCUGUAACUCACACGCUCCCGCUCCCGCCACCCCCCCACUCACGCCACAACACUCUACCACCACCCUGUAACUCACACGCUCCCGCUCCCGCCACCCCCCCACUCACGCCACAACACUCUACCCCCACCCUGUAACUCACACACCCCCCGCUCCCGCCACCCCCCACUCACGCCACAACACUCUACCACCACCCUGUAACUCACACACCCCCCGCUCCCGCCACCCCCCCACUCACGCCACAACACUCUACCACCACCCUGUAACUCACACACCCCCCGCUCCCCCCACUCACGCCACAACACUCUACCACCACCCUGUAACUCACACACCCCCCGCUCCCCCCACUCACGCCACAACACUCUACCACCACCCUGUAACUCACACACCCCCCGCUCCCCCCACUCACGCCACAACACUCUACCACCACCCUGUAACUCACACACCCCCCGCCCCCCCCACCCCCCCACUCACGCCACAACACUCUACCACCACCCUGUAACUCACACACCCCCCGCUCCCGCCACCCCCCACUCACGCCACAACACUCUACCCCCACCCUGUAACUCACACACCCCCCGCUCCCGCCACCCCCCACUCACGCCACAACACUCUACCACCACCCUGUAACUCACACACACCCCUCGCUCCCGCCACCCCCUACAACACUCUACCACCACCCUGUAACUCACACACCCCCCGCUCCCGCCACCCCCCACUCACGCCACAACACUCUACCACCACCCUGUAACUCACACACACCCCGCCCCCGCCACCCCCCACUCACGCCACAACACUCUACCACCACCCUGUAACUCACACACACCCCUCGCUCCCGCCACCCCCUACAACACUCUACCACCACCCUGUAACUCACACACCCCCCGCUCCCGCCACCCCCCACAACACUCUACCACCACCCUGUAACUCACACACCCCCCGCUCCCGCCACCCCCGACUCACGCCACAACACUCUACCACCACCCUGUAACUCACGGACACACACACACACACAGAGAAAACCUUGGAGAUGGAUGGAGGAAUAAGACUUUGUUUAGAGGCACAUUGACUUUAGUGAGACAUAUUGUCAGAUUUAUUGUAUAAUAUUUGAUUAAUAUAUAUUUGCCAUUUUGAUGACUGUUGGUUCUAAACCCCUGAAGGUGUGUGUGUUCUCAGAGUGAUGUGUAAUAAACUGUAAUUUCAGCCUUU